GGGCGGCGCUCGCGGACCCGUCCCCCAGCUGCGGGUGGGGGGGGGGCGGCGGGAAGGGAAGAUAAUGUUCGGGGUAGAAUACGGGCUGCACCGGGUGACGUGAACGCGAAGGAGCGGGGACAGACACACGGCGGAAGGGUGCGGGCCGUUCCUCUCGGAAGCGCUUUCAGAAAGGUGUGAUGUCCAAGGCGCUAGCAAAGGAGAGCCACGCAGCAGGCUGGCAAGAGGAUUGUGAGGGCGGCUCCAGAAGGAGGAGCUGGGGGCUGUUGGUCACUGCUGGUGUUGGUGGGACCUUGGUGGCACUUUAUGCUGUGGUCACCCCCUUCGUGACCCCGGCUCUGAGGAAAGUGUGCCUGCCCUUCGUUCCUGCAACUUCCACUCAGAUCCAGAAUGUGCUGAAAAUGUUAGAGAACAGAAGCGGCUCCCUAGUUGACAUUGGUAGCGGGGAUGGCCGUAUUGUCAUAGCAGCUGCAAAAAGGGGAUUCAAAGCUGUUGGUUAUGAAUUAAAUCCCUGGCUAGUCUGGUACUCCAGAUACCGUGCCUGGAGAGAUGGGGUGCAUCAGAACACCAAGUUUUAUAUUUCAGACUUAUGGAAGGUUUCUUUUUCCCAUUACACGAAUGUUGUUGUUUUUGGGGUGCCUCAAAUGAUGCCACAGUUGGAGAGGAAGCUGGAAGAAGAACUUCAAUGUAAUGCCAGAAUCAUUGCUUGUCGUUUUCCUUUCCCUUGCUGGAUCCCAGAUCAUACUACUGGAGAGGGAACAGACACUGUGUGGGCCUACGAUUUGAAACAUCACAGAGGAUGUGAAACAAAAAGCUUGGAAAUUACACCAGAGACAGAAUCCUAAACAUCUAAUUUGCUUUUGUACUGAAAUUUUUGGCUUUGACUUCACCUGUUAGAGAUAAGAUUAAUGUGAAUAGAGCCCCAGGAUAUGGAGAUACAUAUUGACUAAAAUAACUGAAGUACACUGGUUAUCUGAAAGCACACAAAGGUUAGUUAAAGGUGUAGUGAAAUGGCUUAAUGUAGUUAGUAAAAAUUAUGAGAAAGUUUUACAGAAGCGGAAAACUUUAAUAUGGAAAAUGGGAUAAAACACGGUUCACUACUGUUCAGGGGAAUACAUGUUUAAGUUAAAAUGCUCAAAUUGGCGAACCUAAUAUGUGCAUUCUUUCUGAGCCUACAUAGCAUUUGUUAUUGGUGUUGGAAGUGGUGUGCAAGUGGCUUCUCAAAUGAGCCGUGGUUCCCAAAUGUCUUCAUUAUGUAUGCCAAGCAGGCAUAAGGCUGCAUACAUCAAACUGAUGCAGAUUCAGUAUGAUGAUGAUACCAAUGUUUUACACCUCAGCCUUGAAUGUGUACUUUUUAAAGUUGAAUAUGGCACAACAAGCAAAUAGAACAAGUUGCUUAUUCAUUAACACAAGCGCAGCCCUUGAUUACAAUAAUGUGUUUUUAUUUAACUUACGUGAAGACCAAACUGCAGACAUGUGCUCUUACUGAAUACUUACUGGUAUAACCCUUUGCAAAUGACCAUGAUUUUUCCUAACCUCUCUGAUUUAGGAAGGGUUUCAAAAGUCACCUACCUGGCAGUGAAGUGUCACUGCUUCUGUGUGCUCAAACCUUGGAUAAGGUAUGGGUGAGAGUUGCUUGCUUGAAUAUGUCAUGAAGUCUGUCUCUGAUUUCAAAGUUAGUUGGUCUGGCUAGCUUGGCUAAACCUGAUUAGACCUCAUUUAAUUUAUAGUAAGAUGGGAAGGGAGGUUUUCAGUCAGGUUUCUUUUCCCUUGUACUUUUCUAUGCCAUCUGAUGAGAUCUCAGAAACUCAUGAUAUUGCUGCAUGGUUUUUCCUUGGAAGCGAAUCAAGUUUUCCCUGUCUUUUUGCUGAUACUGGUUUGCAGGGGGGUACUGUCACUGCUGUGACAUUUUCUGUUCCUAACAUGGUUACAGCACUUUUCUAUUUUUUUAACAGUCUGCUUACUUGGUCUUUCCUUUGGUUCCCAGGUAAAGUUUUACUGUGUUGAUCCAUUAACGAUUAGUCAAAGUUCGUAGUUAGCCUCCCCAGCCCCAGUUAACAUAUAGACUGUUUGUUAAGCAGUGACCAUGUAAGCUUGUCAGACCUUUGCAUAUAUGAUACCCAUAGACCAAAGCUAAAACAGGCUAGGAAAUUGUCACCUGACUUCUAAGGCAGUCAUUAGCACAACUAAAAUUAGCUCAGGCCAAGAGAAGUGUUGAGACCCUGCAAUUUCAGGUAAAUACAAAGCCUGUGACAUUUUAUUAGGCAUUGGGAAAGUGCAUUUGCUGGACUAUAGUAUCUGACUUGAAGAGAAGUUAGAUGUUAUUUGGGAUGUGUAGUCUACAGUUACACCUGUACCCAGGCUUUUUAUUUUUGGUGGGAGGAGAGAAGAAGAAGAAUUUAAAAUAAAAAUCUACACUGAGGAUUUGACAUGGAGCAGCGGAAUGGUUUUAUCCUGAUGAUGCAUACAAAGCAAGAGAAGAAAGGGGCAAAUGUAUCUGCUCUGGAGUCUGCAAAGGAGAGCUGAUUUCAGCCUCCCAUGGCAAGGCACAGCUGUAAACGUGGAGACUGUAUGUGUUGAAGAACACUGAUGUCUGGUAAGCAGUCUUUUACAGCCUUUCGCUACAGUGUAAUAUAGUGCAUCUUGUAAAACUACACUAAACUCUUUCUACCAUGAUUUAAGUGUUAUGAUUAUUACACAGUGACAGGACAGGGCUACAGAGGCUUAUCUAAAGUGGCUGAAUUUACUUUAAUAUCCCAAGGCUGUAAAACUGGAACUCAGACAAAGGAAAUCUGAAAUUACUUCUGUUGGAAAAAGACCAUACAAAGGGGAAAUUAGCUAAUUAAGCCGAGUCCUUCCCCAAAUGAUUGUAAAGGAGGAGGCAAAAGAUUUUGAUCAAGUGAAUUGUGACUCAUCUGCAGUGCAGUGCUUUGACCCAAGUUUCUGCUGCCUACUUUCACUAAAGUUAGUUUGCAGGGAAUGAAGUGGAUAUUUACUUUUUCUGCUGUGUUUGACUAUGUAUUUGUCUAUCACAUUAUUAUUUGCCUGUUAAAAGGUAAAACUGAAUUUUUCAAUUCUGCCUGUGGUAAAGGCUUUGGGGUGUGCACUUCUUAGUUACCACCUAUUGCUCCAGAAAUAUUUGUUGAGGAGGGCGAGAUAGAACUAAUGAUGUGAUGGCCUGCAUUUUAGGAGCACUAAGUGCUGUCCUCAAGGCAAGGAGAGAUUUAUGAAUGCUUUUAAAGUAAAGCAGAGGGCUGUUUCUCGCUCUGGUCAUUUACUUCUGGGGGCCUACACUGAGAUAGACAGUGGUCUGAAGAUUCAGAAUUCCUUAUUGCAUAAGAAAAUGUGCUGUAUUUCAUGUUUCCACAGCUGAAGUGUGAAAUGGAAAGCAAAUUGCUCUAAUUUACACAGGGAGACAGGGAAGGCAUUUUCUUGUCAUGUUGUCCUCAAUUUUUCUAUCACUUGCUAUGUUCGUUUGGUAGUUUACAAGAUUAAAUACUUAACUGUGACUUCAGUUAUCACUGUAUGGAUUAUGUUGAUACACUUCCAAUUGGUAGGGUAAUGUAUUAUGAUUUUGUUGAUAUGCUGCUUCAGAGUACAAAUUUGUUUCUUCUGAAAACCAGGAAAGCCUUAGAGAACUGGCUUAAUCAAAUUAUAGUGUAGGUCUGAAGCCAAAGGAAGGAAACCUUCAAGCUACACGUGCUGUUCAAUAUCAUAUUGAACACAGAGUUUUCUAUUUUGCAUAAAUUGGCUUUCUAGGGAGAAGGAGAAGGGUAUGGCUACAAGAGAGCCACCUGUUAAUGCAGGUUGCUCGGUGUACUGCACAGUCACUACAGCUACAUAGCACUGCCAGCCAAGCUUGUCCAGAUUUGUUUGUGAAAUGUGCAUGUAUUUUGUGAGCUUUAGGCAUUUAUGUAUUACUGGGUGGAUUGAAGUUCUUGACUUACCCUCUGGUCUGAUUAUAUGCUGCCACUUAAUCUAAUACUGCUCCAAGGAAGUUAAUCCUCUGUCUCUGAGCUGCUGUUUAUUUCUGACUCAUGAGUUGUAGCCAGGUAAGAAGGUACAGAAUGAAGUUUAAAAUGAAGUACCACAUUUCACAAGCCAAUUGAACGAGUAUGGUCUGUGGGGAAAAAAAGGUUCCAAAACUUGGGCUUUGGGAAAGUCUUUCACCUUUAAUGAAGGACACAGUUCAGGAGGUGACAGAGAUCUGAAUUCUGCAUCAAUUUAAGAAUGACUUGAGCUUUGCUUUUCUCAUGUGUGUGUGUUCUUUAAAAAUUUUUACCACUGUAAUACUAUUCUAAGAUCUACAGGGGAAGUAAGCAGAGGUAGCAUUUUGUUUAUCUUUUAUAGUUUGAGCUGUGGGAAGAAAGGAGGAAGGGAAUCUUUUGGCCCAAGUAUGGUAGUUUGAACUACUUCAAAAGCACUUUGACAGACUUGCACAUCCCCUGUGCAUAUUUCUCAUUGGGUAGGAGCAUCCCUUCUAAGAAUGGUUUCAGAAAUGGGUUCAUGUCUGAUACCAUUACACUUGAAUGAACACUAAUUAUUGAUAGAUCACCUCAUACUUCUGUAGUUUGACUUUUCAUGAUAGUUUACAAAUACUCAAGCAUUUAUUCAAGAAAAGGAGUGAAUCCUUCAAAUUUAUGGUUGAAGAGGGCAGCCUAACAUCAGAUUUAAUGCCAGUAAAUUCUGCUUUGAGUAAGUUAGUUUUCUUUUACAUUUGCCAAGUUUGCAGUUCUCCAGUUUUACAAUGUAGCCCCAAGUUGGGGUUUUUUUUCGGAAGUAAUGUAUGUUUCUUCUAGAAGACUCCUUGAGUUCUUGAUAAGAUGGUUUGGCUUAUGUUUAACUUAAAAAUCGCCCUUGAGUGAGAUAGCUGCAGAAUUAACAUUUUCAGUAUCUUUCUUUGUAUGAUAAUCUUUUGAUUCAUCCUUGUAUGCUUUACUGAGGGAGACUUAUCCAUGGAUAGUUACCGUUUUGUUCUCCAUUCUUUUUCAGAAUUCUCCCUCUUAUUUCAGUGUUUGCUAUUAUUUUUCAUACUGUCUUUUUACAAUUUGACUGUUUGACUUCAUCAAUUCAUCAGAUCUUCUCAUUUCCUUUUUUUUUUGGUAAACUAGUUGCCUUUUUAAUUUUUUUUUCCAGAAACUUUACAGGAAGACUAAAUAUGUUAAGGAAUAUCCUUUUUCUCUCUCUAACAUUUUCACAUGUAUUUAACUAACCUCCUUGAUUUAUUUAGCUGUCUGUAUGCUGACAUAGCAUGACUUUUGUUUCCAGUAAAUGAAAGAAAAACACAUCCACCCAUAUGGAAUUUAGACUGAAAAAUAGCCUUGGUCUACAACAAUUUGACUAUUUAGUAGUUUUAAGUACUUAAUUUCACAUUUUUAUUAUAUUUCAUCAUUUGGCAAAUGAAUACAGGCCUUUUAUCCGUUCAGUAGUUCUUUGGAUUUGGUUUAUUUGUUCAGGUGGGACUUUUGCUGGUUUCUUUUUCUUAGUAUAAUGUUGGAGUUUCUAUUAGAGGCUUUGAUUGAAAUGUUGGACUGAUGUUUUUCCUGCGAAUUGCUGUGUAGUCCUUGAAGAAUCACUGUAAUACAAUCCAGUGAACUGCUAGCAUUGGUAAAAAUCAAGUAAAACCUGCUUACCAGUAAAUGUGCCGGGAUAUUUUUCAGCUUACUGUAUAUGUUGUGGUUUUUAAAAAUAAAGUAGGUUUUUGAAGACCCACGUAAAGCUUGUGGCAUAAAGUUUUGAGGUGAGCAGAGGUCUUUGCAAGGUCAGAAGCAGUAAAUUAAUGGCUUGCAACCUGAGGUUUGUGGGUACCUUCUGAGGAAUCCACAAAAAGUAAUUUAAAAAGCAGAUCUACUAUCAGUAGGUUUAUAUUUGCUACCUGUGGUUGUGUCCUUCCAUUGGAAAAUUUUAAUGGAUCUGAAAUGAUCAUUUGAGAAUCCCUGAACUAAAAAUAUGGGUUUACAUAAGACAUUAGCUAAAUGAAAAUGAGUUUAUCAAUGUGAGGAGUUUUUUUCUUCUUCCUCUUGUUGUUUGUAUGGACUGUUGAGCCUUGAACCUCUGCAAUAUACAAAUGUAUGAGCCUCUGUGUCUCUUCUGGUAAGCGUGUAACUUCAUAUUUCACUAUGUGAGAGCAGCCACGUGGUUUUGCACAUUCCCAUUGCAUUCUAAUAAUUGAAAUUUUUUAGUUAAUCUAUGAUAGAUCUGGUUUAAGGAUCUAAUUGUCUUUUUUUUUUUUUAGGAACUGCUUAAACAUAAUAUUUACUUUUUCAAAACACCUGAUCAUCUGCCACUGAAGCCUGUCUAAAAAGCCGACGGACCCUGUGAAACUUCUUAAUGCUGUAAUGUCUGCAGCUGUCUGUGCCAGAACUCUGGUUCGGAUGAGUAGAAAUGUGCCUAGCUCUUGCAUAAGCUCUCUUGAUUCUUGAUUUCUUGAAUGAAAAUGGAAGUGUGAGGAGAGGACACAAAAUGAAUGAUAAAAACUUGAGAAUCAGUGUAAGUUCUGGGAGAGAAAAAUGUGAGUGGUGGGGAAUAUAGCCAAAAUCUAAGGGGCCUUCUCUGUCACUCACUGUGGCCCCUAAGGUUUGAUUCUGUUUUUUUUUUUUUUUUUUUCCCUAAGACUAUGUAGCUGCUCUUGAAAGUAUGUUUGUUUUUCUGUCUUUCCUAUUGUUUCUUCAAGCUCUUCAGAGUGUACAUAAAUCAAAAUAAUUUAUAUGUCCAAAUGUACCAUUCCUUAAAUUGUCUAUAGGGACCCUCAUCUGUGUUCAUGUAUAGUUUAUUGCUUCCUUUUUUUUUUUUAGCACACAUAGAAGCUAAACUUACACUCUGACUACCUUUAUGCUCAAUGCAUAAAUAAGCUUCGUGGGUGUGAUCAAUACCAAUUAAGUUUAUUUGCAAACACAGAUCUUGCAGUGAAGCAAUUCUAAAAAGAUUUUGAGCAGGAACGGGACAAGUAAUGGUCAUGAUGUGAAAAUACUAACAUUACUUAAGGAUGGUAGAGUCUCCUGCCAUUGAGGUACUUUUAAUUUUUGGUUGUCAGUCUGAUGUGUCAAGUAAAGCCAGGAAUGAUAGACUAGUAGCAAAGCAGAACUGUUGGGUGGUAUUUUAAAAGAAAUUUAUUUUCUAACACUAUCAUCAGAGGCUGCCUUCUGGUUUUAUCUAAAUUGUUAAGUACUGUUAUUGUUCUGGUAAAGAGUAUGUUGGUGGGAGAGUAUGAUUUGCUGAGCUAAUACAACUAGUUAGCAUCUUGAAGUGUUUAUUCUAUAGUACUUCCAGAUAAUUUCUUUAUCCUUUCCUCUUCCCCUCCCCUCCCCUUUAGAGUGACAACAUUACAGACUUAAAAUGGGAGCUACAUUUAUAACCCUUAGAAAUUAAAGAUUAGGAAACAGCUUCUAAUAUGAAAAAAGUUGCUGGCUUUAGCAACUGGGUCUUAUUUACCAGAGCAUGUUAAGUAUAAUGUAGGUCAGAUCCAGACUGACUUAACAGUUUAAGUUUUCUAAGAAAAAGUUAGCACUUCUUGUGAGUCUCCUGAACAUGCAAUCUGAAUUCAGUUGUUUGCUGCUUCUAAUAAAAAUGCUGAUCAAACAGCACUUAGGAUUAUUUGUCUGCUGCAUAAAAUUAGGCAUUCUAAGCACUUUCCAGGAAACAGGAAACCUGGACACUGGAUCUUUCAUGAGGAUUUGUGGUUUUUUUGUGUUUUUCUGUACUUUGGGUGAUUGUGAAAGUCAGAUGAUUGGAGUGGGGACUUUUGCCUGCUUGGGUGAUACUUACAUGUGUAAGGACAAAUUACAGGUUGCAACAUACCUUUAAUCCCUUCCAGGGUAACUAAUCAAAAGUGAUCCUUUCUCUGGUAUUGUUUUAAUCUGACUCUGGUAUAAUUUUCAUUUCCACAGGUGUAAAACUACAUGUUGCUUAUGAUUAAUUUAUCUUUUUAUUCUGUUGUAUGCCUGAAGAAUCUAUGUUGGCAAUACAAGUCUCUUUUCAUUUCUGUGCAAAAUACACAGUGGAUAUUUUAUUGGCCUUGAAUGCCUUUAUUACUGUGGUGAGACAGUGUUCCCUCCUGGUGUUGGAUAUGCAGGUCAUUCACUGUCUGAGCUUGUAAGUACCAGGGUUGUGAAUGGUGCAGCUUUCUUGUUAGGGUGUUCCAAGCAGCGCUGAACCCAAGGAUACUGGAGCUGAAGCUCCACAGCAGAUAACUCAACCAAAAGUAUUGAGCUUCACUUUGCAUUUAUGGUUGUUAGCAACCUCCUCCUCCCUGAUCACUACCCUACGCACAAAAUAAACAGCCCCUCUGCCCCCCAAACCUCAUCCAUCAGAAUGCAUUCUUUGGUUUUCAGCUGCUGGUGCAAAUGACUGCAUUACUUUCCAGCUUUGUCUAGGCCAUGGGCCUGGUGAGGCCUUCCCAGCUUCUAAUUCAGUGUAAGCAGGCUCAAUUUUAGCUUCAGCUGUCUCAGUCAGGAGUCUGCUUAAGAAAUCCUCAUAGUUUCUGAAGGCACUGAGACAAGAGGGCUCUGGGUGCUGAAGACUUCCUGAAGCUUGCCAUCUUAGCAUGAUGGGACACAGCAUCAACAUUUUUGGCAGGCUUUUAUAAGGACUGUUUUCGUGCUGCUGAAUUUGAUCUCUACCCCAGUUUAGGAGCUCUGCAAAGCGGAGGUUAAAUUAACUCCAAUUUUCUGUCUGCCUAAUAGUAGUAGAACAUUGUUCUUUAGUUUUACACUGCUGCUUGUUUCUGGUACAGCCUAAUCAUAAACUUUCCUUCACUGGAGGGAAAGACCUAACACCGGAGUCCUUCCUCUCCAGCACAAACCUAAGAGCAAGGCUCUUUAACUGAGGAGCUUCCCCUUUGGAAAGUCUCUCAGCAGCACCAAGAUUCUGUACCAGUAGAGAUGGGAAGGCUUUCUCUCAAAUUCCUGUUGCUAAUACAGAAGCUAUUUGUCAGGACCACUACUAGGAACGUCUUGGUGUUCCACCAAGACUUGGUAUAAUUACCUAUGGCUUAAGGUUAAUACAAGGGGUUGAUACUGGGUCUGUUACAGAGGCUUGGAGUAGUAGGACUAGACAAAAGUUUGCCUUUUUGGGGAAUGUCAAAAACCAAGUUUUGCUCUUUAUAGUAGCAUAAUUUCUUUUAUAUGUCAGUAAAAAAUAUCACAGUAUAUUGAUACAAUGAAAAUACAAGAAUAAUCUUCUGCUACUAAUAUUCUGGUGAUAGGCUAAGCUGAAUGUUACUGAAUGGAGAUUUCUAGGUUGGAGAAAGAGACCCAAGUCUGUUCCCAAGUAAGCAUGUGUUUUUCCUAUUAACUUUGAGGGAAUUUGUUUGUGUGUGUUUGGAAAAAAAAAAAAAGUGGAUGUAGAAGAUGGCAGUUGGAAUGCUAGUUAUUAGUUUGCAUUCAGCCCUGCAGUAAAAUGCAAUGUUUAUACAGCAGUAUUCAUUUUCAAACUGCUACUGAAUAGUAAAUCUAGCAACACUUUUGUAGUAUUGCCUGGUAUUAUCUUCACCGUUUACAACUGCAAAAACUGUAGCAAAGAGCUAAUUUGUUCAAGAUGACCGAAGUAGUCGGUGGCAAUGCUGUGAUUAAAAUGAUUAAGUCUGCAACUGCAUGUCUGUGUCUACAGCUGGAAGACUGUUUUUUAAAUGGUUACUCCUGAGGGUGGCAGUACCUUUGCACUUUCACAACUGAUGGAGCCAGAGAUAUAAAGGUCAGAUGCUCACAUAUGCCAUUGAGUGCCGCCUUACCGCUUAUGACUAUAAGACAUAGCAUCUACAGUGGUGGUGCCUGUCAGGUUCACGAUCUUGGUUCUGUUUUUUUUUGUCUUACCUCUUUAUUAGCUGUUACUACAUUUGAUGUCUCAUGGUUACUGCUUUUAACUGCAUUUGGAUCCCUCUGUCACUGUUCAUACAUGCUACUUUGUAGUAAAACUUAUUUAUUGAAAUAUAUGACUUUGCGACAUGUACUUUCAUGUACUACAUCUUGGUCUAUUUUUGUGUGAGAGUCUGCUGCUUCUCUGUUUUGAUGAUUUCCAUUUUUUAUGACGAAAGUUCAAAUCUUUGAACAACUUUAAUCUGUUGUUAAUGGGAGUAUUAAAUACAAAUUGGCUGUAAUCCAGCGUAGGUAUUGGCACUUUUGUAUCUUAUUGUUUUAUUUGCCUUAUAAUUUGUUUUUAACUUUGUGCAUGAUCUGUGUCUUAAUUCCCUGAGGAUACUUCACUAAACAUAAAUGAAACUUGAUUUUUUUUAUGCAGUCAUCAGGUUGAUCUGUCAUGGCCUAUGUUAGUAAGCCUACAUAUUCUCAUUUCUCGCUUUUAUUUCUAGAUUUGUGCAUGGUUACAAAUGAGAUGAAUUGAGAGAACAACCAUUUUCCUUAGGCCUUAGUAACUUUAUCCUUCAUUAAAAUGUCAUGUAAAAUUAAUUGAAAAAGUUUUCUGUUGGUGUGACUUGUCAACAGCUCUUGCUGUUAUAACUUUGUCCUGACAAGCUCAAACUCAUUUUACUCUGACAUAACCAUCAGUUUUAAGUACAGUUACUGUCUUCAUCUUCUGGUUUAGAAGCUGUUUGAUAGUGAUCAGCUUAACCAGCUCAAAACCAGCACUGGUGCAUGUUACAUUCGUCUGCUUGGAAAACAGGCUGCUGAAAUCGUGUGUGGAAUCUUACUAGACUAGUUGCUUUGACUAAUUUUUCUAAAAUAAGAGGCAAGAACUUGACAUCAUCUCUAAAUAUGAAGAAACCCAAGACAAAAUAGUUUUUCUACCAUAUGCAGGAAAAUGCAUAUUGAGCAAUGUAUGAAGAAAUACACUAUCUCCACCAUGGCAAUCAAAUUGUUUAUCUACCAGUUAAGUAAAUAUAGUCAAAGUUUGUUAGUCCAGACCAUCGCAGUAAACAGCAUUGGUAGUUUCUGCCUCAUAUCACUGAAUCAUGAAAGGUGAUCGCAAAAUCAGACCAGUCUUGCCAAAUAAAAAAGCAAUUCAGAAUGGGUAUACAGAAAAGGCUGCUUGAGACCUGUUUCUGUGUGGAAAACUUAAAUAUUUUUUUGUCUUUUUCCCCUUAGUUGAAAGAUUAGUGACAGCCCUUCCCCAGCCCCAAGACUGACUUUCCUCUGCAUUGCCUUAUGCAGAAUACUACUUUGCUUAGCUCUGUUGGUACGUGUAAUUCAUACCACUAGAAUUGCAUACAAUAGGAAAAGGUGCUAGGAAGAGUGGUAGUUGCUACCAGUUGGGUAGUGUUAUCCAGCCAUAGGAAUGCUUGGAUGUUCAGCCUGCACUACUGCUGUUGUGCCACACUGAUGGUACAGCAAGAGCCAUAAAAUCAGGUAAAAACCAACACACUUUUUCAGCUAGGGCCAAGAAGGGAAUGAACAACAUAAAAAGGCCAACUGAGUUGAAAAAGAUUGUCUGCUUCUGAGGAGCAAGAAGCCUAUAUGGUACCUGCUUUCAGAAUGUUUAUUCAAAAGUGAUAGAAAGCAAAUGUGUAUCUUUUGAUUUAAAUUGUUUUCCUUAUUACAGAGUUGUCACACCAUCUAUUAUAUCCAUAUGCAUUAGGAAGUAUCUGUUCUGUAGACUGCUUUAAUAUUAGUGGAUUAUGCUGAUAGAAACUAUUUGAAAAAAGAUUUGUCCUGCAGUUUGUAUUAAAAAGAAGAAUGAGACCUGUUCAUUAAGGGUGAAAAGAAUGUAGGAAAUUGGCAAAACCUCUGUCUAUCUGUAGUGUAGUUUUGCUAUAAAGAAAGCUCUUUUGGUUUGUUUUUUUUCUUGAGCAAUUGUACAACAGAACUUUAAUUUUCAAGAUCAAAUAUCUGUACUGCAAAUGCCUAUUUUCAACAUGUUUAGAUGGUUAAUCUGCUGGAAUAGAUUACAAUCCUUAUCUUUUAAAUUUGUUUACUGCACAGAGCACUCUGAAUUUGUACCAUAUGCUAGUCAGUCUCAAUAAAAAUGUUAUUUUCUUCUA
Messenger RNA from Aquila chrysaetos chrysaetos, 11929 nucleotides. RefSeq names its product ATP synthase c subunit lysine N-methyltransferase (gene ATPSCKMT). Bases 180 to 845 code for a protein of 221 amino acids. Gene Ontology annotation, biological process: regulation of mitochondrial ATP synthesis coupled proton transport; peptidyl-lysine trimethylation; positive regulation of proton-transporting ATP synthase activity, rotational mechanism. Lineage: Eukaryota; Metazoa; Chordata; Aves; Accipitriformes; Accipitridae. Gene Ontology annotation, molecular function: protein-lysine N-methyltransferase activity. Gene Ontology annotation, cellular component: mitochondrion. The record is from RefSeq and is a predicted model, not a curated record. The transcript has 5 exons.